GGACGCCGAGCUGCUUCUGAAAAUCCAGUUGAAAUCUCUCGAUUCAUGCUAUGCCUGUGAUAUGUUCAAUCAUGCUUGCUUCCCAUCCUCUUUUGGCCUUCUAAUACUCCGACAGAGGCCCGUCAACCUGUAGCUCAAUCUUUGCAUCCUUUCUCCCAUUCCCACAUUGACUCUGCAAUUCGACAACAUCGACAGGCCAAUCGUCGGGUAAAGCAAAAAGCAAAAGGCAAAAGCAAAGCCAAAGGCAAAUCAGACUACAACAGCAGAAUGGCGCGCGAAUCAGCAGCAGCAGAAACAACAACAGCGGCGGCAUUCAACACGUCGGCCAGCGUGCCAGGGAUCGUCAGCUCUCUGGCGCGGGAAUACACAGCCAACACGCCGCAGCGGCUGAAGGUCAUCGACACAUACAUGGUGUUCUGCGUGGCAGUGGGCAUCGUGCAGUUCGUGUACUGCGGGCUGGUGGGCACUUUCCCGUACAACGCGUUCCUGGCGGGGUUUGGGUCGGCAGUGGCGUGCUUUGUGUUUGCAGCGAACCUGCGCAUGAAGACGAACCCCAAGAACCGGGCGCAGUUCCCGUCGGGGUCGGCCGAGGGCGCGUUUGCCGAGUUUGUCUUCUGCCACAUUGUGCUGCACUUCAUCGUGGCCAACUUCCUGGGCUAAGCCCGGCCAAGUUGGGAUUGAAGGCGGCGGCGGCGGCGGGGCUGCCAGCU
Kickxella alabastrina is the source of this 710-nucleotide messenger RNA. RefSeq names its product defender against apoptotic cell death 1. NCBI's taxonomy places the organism in Eukaryota, Fungi, Kickxellomycota, Kickxellomycetes, Kickxellales, Kickxellaceae. Gene Ontology annotation, biological process: protein N-linked glycosylation. The transcript has a single exon. The record is from RefSeq and is a predicted model, not a curated record. The coding region runs from base 268 to 660 and encodes 130 amino acids. Gene Ontology annotation, cellular component: oligosaccharyltransferase complex; membrane.